Emiliania huxleyi CCMP1516 is the source of this 768-nucleotide messenger RNA. RefSeq lists its product as hypothetical. The transcript has 2 exons. The record is from RefSeq and is a predicted model, not a curated record. The coding region runs from base 1 to 768 and encodes 255 amino acids. Gene Ontology annotation, biological process: translation. Gene Ontology annotation, cellular component: large ribosomal subunit. Gene Ontology annotation, molecular function: structural constituent of ribosome; RNA binding. NCBI's taxonomy places the organism in Eukaryota, Haptophyta, Isochrysidales, Noelaerhabdaceae.
AUGCGAGCCGCUUGUUUGCGAGCCCUCGGGCCCGCGCUCCCGCGGCAGCCGUUUGCGGCUCUGAGCAGCGCCGCGCGGCGCGGCCGCAAAAAGCUCGACCCGGCCGCUGCUCGCGUGGCGCAGGAGGCGCACUUGCAGGAGGCGCUGCGGCUUGUGCGAGCCUGUGCGGUCCGCGGGUACGACGAGGGUGUCUCGGUGGACGUCCACCUGAACGUCGACGCCAAGCGCACCGAGGAGCGCGUGCGCGGGCAGGUCAUGCUGCCGCACGGUCAGGGCAAGACCGUCCGCGUCGCGGUCUUUGCGCGCGGUGCCGACGCCGACGCAGCCCGCGCGGCCGGUGCGGACCUGGUGGGAGCGGAGGAGCUGGUGGCCGAGGUGGUGGCCGGGCGGCUCGACUUUGAUCGCGUGCUCGCCACGCCCGACGCGCUGCCCGCCCUCGCCAAGGCUGCGCGCGUGCUCGGCCCCAAGGGGCUGAUGCCAAAUCCAAAGCGAGGGACGGUGGUGACGGAGGUGGCGGCGGCGGUGCAGCAGGCCAAGGCGGGGCAGGUCGAGUUCCGCGCGCAGAACCAGGGCGUCGUGAUGGUCGGGCUGGGCAAGGUCUCCUUCGGCGCCGACCGCCUCGCAGAUAACGCGCCCACGGCGGCGAUCGCUGCCCUCGCGGCGGUGCUCGGCGCGCGGCCGGACCGGUUCCGAGGCAAGCCGGUGCACCGCAUCACCCUCUCCUCCACCAACGGGCCCGGCAUCGACCUCGACCACUUCCUCUGGUAA